This is a messenger RNA of Balaenoptera acutorostrata (minke whale), 804 nucleotides long. Its product is annotated as probable cystatin-16. NCBI's taxonomy places the organism in Eukaryota, Metazoa, Chordata, Mammalia, Artiodactyla, Balaenopteridae. Gene Ontology annotation, molecular function: cysteine-type endopeptidase inhibitor activity. The record is from RefSeq and is a predicted model, not a curated record.
CCCCAGGGCAAGCAGGGGGCAUGCAGGGCCCUGCGGAGUGGGACCCUGUUAAGAUGAAACUCUGAAAACAAGAGGGACAGAGCCUGCUCCGUGCAUGUCCCUGCGUCCAGGCUUUCUGUGGUGAGGCAGGGAUGUAACCCCCUGCUCUGCCUCUUUAGUGCCGGCAGGAGGGACAGACAGGGGAUGCAGAGGAGGAGCUGGGCACAGGCGUCUUCAAAGCGGGAGGCCAGAGCGCAGGGCUGCGUGGGCUCUGGGCUGCGGAGGGCCACCCCCCCCUGCCCCCCAUCACCUGUCUUUCGUGCUGACUCUGGACAGCAUGUUCCCAAAGGCAGCUCUGCUUCUGGGGCUCACUGGUGGCAUUCACGUCCGGACCAUUCAAAAGGAAUUUGUAGACAUUAGUAAGGACCACGAUUAUUUUGCGGUGUCUGUGGAGUUCGCCGUGGCUUGGUUCAACAGUGGCCAUGAGGAGGGGCAUGCCUACAAGCUGCUGGAGGUCAGGUGAGCCCAGCAAAAGAACUGGACAAUGAUAUAUUUAAUGGACCUGGAGCUGGGCCGCACAAUUUGUAAAAAAUACGACGAAGACAUUGACAACUGCCCCUUGCAGGAAGGCCCAGAAGAGAAAAAGGUGAGCUGCACUUUCAUUGUGGACUCACGGCCAUGGUUUACCCAGUUCACCCUCCUGAACAGCACCUGCCACCAGCAGAAAUGGGGCGAGGAGUUCCCGGCUCCCACAGCAGCUCCUUUUCUCGUGAAGAAUGAGGGUCUGGAGUCCUAGGUCUGCGUGGCACCAGAGCAAUUAAAGGC